AUGGCAUUUGAUGCUAACGGUUUAUACGCUUCCGCCAUGUCGGAUUUAGAAAGUGAAUAUCCGAGAGCGGAAAGUGGAAGAUCGUUUCUACCAGAAGAAGAAAACAAAUUUGUAAAACUCUUCAAUAAACAAAAAUUCAGACCUAGAACAGCUAUUUUAACAGUGUGGUUUGAGUAUCCCAAAAACAUGUUCUUCCAACGAGAAGGUAAUAUCGUGGGUAGUAAUUGCAUGAAAUUAUUAGGUAAUUCCUUGUAUGGUAAAUCAAUUCAGAAAGAUAUAUUCACAACUAGACAUUUAUGGAAUGAAGCAACUUUACAGGCCAACUUUGAUUCACGCGUUAAAACCUAUGAGAAAAUUAAUGAUACUCAAUAUAUUGUUGAAACAGAAAUUGAAGAAAAAGAGAUUACUACCGAAGAUAGUAAAUCUACACGACUAACACCUAGUCAUUUGGGAUCAUUCGUUUUAUCUCAUAGUAAAAAAAAUAAUGAACAAUUUCAUUCACGCCAUAAAUGGAUUUUAUAA
Messenger RNA from Lottia gigantea (owl limpet), 522 nucleotides. RefSeq lists its product as hypothetical. The coding region runs from base 1 to 522 and encodes 173 amino acids. NCBI's taxonomy places the organism in Eukaryota, Metazoa, Mollusca, Gastropoda, Lottiidae. The record is from RefSeq and is a predicted model, not a curated record. The transcript has a single exon.